AUGCCUCAGCAGAAGCUAAAAUUUAUGGAGCAUUCAAAUCAAUCAACUCCAACCCGCUUCAUUCUUCUUGGUUUAUCAAAUGUCCCACCCCUCCAAUUUAUCUAUUUCUUUGCGUUUUUUCUCAUUUAUACAAUCACAGUAUUAGGAAACAUUCUACUUAUCACUGUGGUCGUGAUGACCCCUUCUUUACACACUCCAAUGUACUUCUUUCUCAGUAACCUUUCUGUCAUUGACAUUACCUUCUCCUGUACAAUAGUCCCAAAAAUCCUGGUGAACACCCUGUCCACAGACAAAAGCAUCUCCUUUGUUGAAUGUGCCAUUCAGAUGUAUAUCCAUUUGGUCCUAGGAGCAACAGAGAGCAUUUUACUUGCUGCCAUGGCUUACGACAGAUUUGUGGCCAUCUGUAGGCCAUUACAUUAUACGACCAUCAUGAAUUAUAGGUUUUGCGCUUGCCUAGUUGCCAUAUCAUGGGUCACUGUUGUAAUCCUCUACUAUGGGACCAUUAUGUUCAUAUAUCUGCGACCCUACUCUACCUACUUUAAAAAUGCAGAUAAGAUUGUUUCUCUUCUCUACACUACAGUGACCCCAAUGUUGAAUCCCUUCAUCUACAGUAUGAGGAACAAGGACUUCAAAGGCUCCAUAAACAAUCUGAAUAAACAGCUUACUUUACAAAACCUUUAA
This is a messenger RNA of Bufo bufo (common toad), 681 nucleotides long. Its product is annotated as olfactory receptor 2G3-like. Gene Ontology annotation, cellular component: membrane. The coding region runs from base 1 to 681 and encodes 226 amino acids. Lineage: Eukaryota; Metazoa; Chordata; Amphibia; Anura; Bufonidae. Gene Ontology annotation, molecular function: G protein-coupled receptor activity. Gene Ontology annotation, biological process: G protein-coupled receptor signaling pathway. The transcript is spliced from 3 exons. The record is from RefSeq and is a predicted model, not a curated record.